AUAGUGAACUGUCAAAAAAUUUGGUUAGUUCUUGUAGAAGGUGUGGAUAUAUUUUUCUCGAACAAUCCCAUAUAAAAUAUAUCAAUGGCUGCUAUAAGUUUGUUAAAUCCUAAAGCCGAGGUUGCGAGAGCAGCUCAAGCUCUCUCAGUAAACAUUUCUGCUGCCAAAGGUAUCCAGGAUGUGAUGAAGACCAACUUGGGACCACGCGGUACCAUGAAAAUGUUGGUUUCUGGCGCUGGUGAUAUCAAAAUAACCAAAGACGGCAAUGUAUUGUUACAUGAAAUGCAAAUCCAACACCCAACUGCAUCGCUUAUUGCUCGCGCCUCAACUGCACAAGACGAUAUGACCGGUGAUGGUACGACCUCAACUGUGUUGGUGAUUGGUGAACUUCUGAAGCAAGCCGAUUCCUACAUCGCCGACGGUCUCCAUCCCCGUUUGAUUACCGAGGGUUUCGAUAAAGCCCGUGCCAAGACCCUUGAAGUUUUGGAGAGCAUCAAAAUUCCAAUUGAAAUCAACAAAGAAGGUCUGUUGGACGUCGCUACCACGAGCUUGAGGACGAAGGUGCAUCACAACUUGGCCGAUGUUUUGGCUGACGUUUGCGUCGAAGCCAUCCUGGCUAUUCGUCGUGAUGAUAAACCCGUCGAUUUGCAUAUGGUCGAAUUGAUGGAGAUGCAACAUAAAACUGCCACUGACACUCAGUUGGUGAAAGGUUUGGUAAUGGAUCAUGGUGCUAGACAUCCUGAUAUGCCCAAACGUUUGGAGAACGCCUACAUUCUGACCUGCAAUGUAAGCAUGGAGUAUGAGAAGAGUGAAGUAAACUCUGGAUUCUUUUACAAAACCGCUGAAGAGAGGGAGAAACUCGUUGCAGCUGAAAGGGAAUUCAUUGAGCAGAGGGUAAAGAAAGUUAUCGAAUUGAAGAAGAAGCUGUGCACCGGUAACGGUAAAAACUUCGUAGUUAUUAACCAGAAGGGUAUUGACCCAAUGAGCUUGGACAUGCUCGCCAAAGAAGGUAUUAUGGCUUUGAGACGCGCGAAGAGGAGGAACAUGGAGAGGUUGGCAUUGGCUUGCGGUGGUAUCGCUCUGAACCAUUUUGAUGAUAUCCAAGAAUCUCAGUUAGGUUUCGCUGGUUUGGUCUAUGAGCACGUUCUCGGCGAAAACAAGUACACUUUCGUCGAAGAAUGCAAGAACCCGCAAUCCGUGACUAUCCUCAUGAAGGGUCCCAACAAGCAUACUUUGACUCAAAUCAAGGAUGCUGUGAGGGAUGGUUUGAGGGCUUGCAACAACGCCAUCGAAGACAAAGCUCUUAUCCCUGGCGCUGGAGCUUUCGAAAUUACCGCUUACAAAGCACUCACUGCCUUCAAGGACACCGUUAAGGGCAAGUCUCGUUUGGGAGUUGCCGCAUACGCUGAAGCUCUCCUCGUUAUUCCCAAAGUUCUGGCUACCAAUUCUGGCUUCGAUGCACAGGACACUAUUGUUAAGUUGCAAGAAGAGUCUCGUUUAAGCGACGUCCCCGUCGGUCUUGAUCUGGCUUCCGGAGAACCAAUUAUCCCCAAAGACAAUGGCAUUUUCGAUAAUUACAUUGUCAAGAAGCAGAUCAUCAACUCGUGCUCCGUCAUCGCCUCCAACUUGUUGUUAGUUGAUGAAAUAAUGAGAGCUGGAAUGAGCAGUCUGAAGGGUUAAAAGAUUCGUUCGAUCGUUCUACCUCAUAAUUCAUUCACAUUAUUAAUCAUACUUUUGCGUUUGCUUCUCACAUUUUAAUAAACGAAACUAAUGAACAA
Molecule: messenger RNA, 1778 nt
Organism: Nicrophorus vespilloides
Lineage: Eukaryota; Metazoa; Arthropoda; Insecta; Coleoptera; Silphidae
Gene: CCT6
Product: T-complex protein 1 subunit zeta
Exons: 3
Coding region: 85-1680 (531 amino acids)
Biological process (GO): protein folding
Cellular component (GO): chaperonin-containing T-complex
Molecular function (GO): ATP-dependent protein folding chaperone; ATP binding; ATP hydrolysis activity
Source: RefSeq, a predicted model, not a curated record